Hemiscyllium ocellatum (epaulette shark) is the source of this 2180-nucleotide messenger RNA. It is a transcript of the gene dalrd3, whose product is annotated as DALR anticodon binding domain containing 3. Lineage: Eukaryota; Metazoa; Chordata; Chondrichthyes; Orectolobiformes; Hemiscylliidae. Gene Ontology annotation, molecular function: ATP binding; arginine-tRNA ligase activity; tRNA binding. The transcript has 13 exons. Gene Ontology annotation, biological process: tRNA C3-cytosine methylation; arginyl-tRNA aminoacylation. The record is from RefSeq and is a predicted model, not a curated record. Bases 23 to 1684 code for a protein of 553 amino acids.
CGGGGCUGAAGGGUCCGUUGUGAUGGAGACGGCGGCCUUCGCUCCGGAGUUCAGCCUCGCCGCCUGCUCGGCCGUGCUGGAGGCGGCGCUGCGGGGCCCGGGCCGCGCCCCUGACGGCCGGGUCUGGUUCAAGGAGAGCAGCGGGCGCAACCUGAAACGCCGGGACUGGAUAGCGCCUCGAGCGGCCCUGAGCAAACUUUACCCGCGGGGCCAGGUUCCCGAAGACCUCAUAGAAAGGUUGUUGUCAGAGUACCGCCACCGUCUCUACAUUCAGAGCUGCAAGCAGACAGGCAAUGGACUGGUGAUUCUCCUGGACCAUCCUGCCCUUUUCACACAAGUCCUGAGCAACAUCCUUCCCUAUACAAGACCUCUGAAAGUUUUGUCAACAAAGAAGAAAUGUGUGAUUCUUAACUGUGCACCUUUACAAGGGAAUAAAGGACCUGAAUCACUUACAGUUAGUCACUUACGAGCUAUCUUACUGGUGGACCACCUGGCCAUAGUGUUAAGGCAACAAGGCUGGGAAGUGCAUGUAACACCAAAUCUUCCCCUAAAAACCUCUGUCUGCAACUUUCUGAAAUUAUUGAGAGUCAGUUGGCCAUGCACCCAACAAACCACAUCCAACGAGGAGACUGUUUCCAGCUACAAGGAGAUUCUGUCAGAGUCAAUUUAUACACAGCUCGGGAAGGACAAGGCUUCUUCAAACCACGCACAGCAUAUACUGCCAAAAGAUGCUUUGUUCAAGGUGCACUUAAAACAGUUUGUGAAGGACAAAGAGCUAGAAGGUUAUGAUGCCAACUUGGAUAUGGCUUUGGUGAAGGAGGAAGCACUGAGACAGAUUGCAGAGCUUCAACACAUAGUCAAAGAGGAGAAUGCUGAGGAGUGUCUGGUGAUCCAUGUGGUGGGCUGCGAAGAGGAAUUUCAGCAGCAGAAGAUUGACCUACUUUGGCAAAUCCUGAACACCGGCCGAGAUCGAGUGACUCAGAAACACCUUGUGUGUGGGUCAGUGAAAGUAAUUGACGAAAACUCUCACAUCAAUGCUGUACAAUAUUUCCAGUUUCGAAGGUCUCAAAUGCAGGAUGCCUCUGUGAUGAAGUAUGGAAACCUGGUGCAAGGGGAUUCAUGGACUGAAAUAAUCAGCAGCAUGACUUCAGCCACCAUCAGGUUCGAGUUGUUAUCGACAGCACACCGCAGUCCACUGAAUUUGGACCUGACACAAGCGGUCAACAUUUCUACGAAAGGAACUAAGAGUGGAGCAUUUGUUAUGUACAAUUGUGCAAGGCUUGCAACGUUAUUUGAUCAUUUCAACAAGUCUGUUCAUCAAGGCUUAUACCCAAAGUUCCCAGAAACAUCGCAGCUGAAUUUUUCUGCUCUUCAGGAAGAGGGGGAGUGGCUGUUGCUGUACAAUUAUGUUAUUCCAUUCCAGGAUGUGCUUUGUCAGACUACACAAUCUCUGAGUUCAACUAAAGGAAUUCGUCUGACCAUCAACACCGAGGCAGUCUGCAAGUUUCUUGUAAACCUCAGCAUUGAUUUCAGCUCCUAUUACAACCGUGUGCACAUACUUGGAGAACCGUUGGAACACUUGUUCAACCAGAUGUUUGCUCGCCUGCAGCUGAUGAAAGCAUUGAGAGAAGUGUUUCACACAGCGUUGGGCACACUGCACAUCACACCCCCAAGCCAGCUCUGAGAAUCCAGCAAUGUGUUCGGCACCUCACCAAGAUAUGGAAACAGAAAACUGGAUGGUCUUCACAUUCCACCAGCAGGUCAGCAAAAACUAACACUGCCGAGACCUGCCAACAGCGUGCAGAGCAGCUUGACAGAUCAGCAGAACAUCACUGUUUUACCUCUUUGUGUAAUCAGGUGUGAAUGUGAUUUAAAACAUUGAAGUUACACUGUAUACCAGCAGACAGAACCUACCACCUCUCUGCACAUCAUCAUCUGUUCCAAGAGCAUGUCUCGUCCGAAGCAGAUGCAGGUGCUAGUUGCAAAAUCAAUUACAUUCAGAGUUGCCAAGUUACUCCUGGAAGAGAGCUUUCAUCUCAUUAUUGAAUGAAUUACAACACUGGCCACAAUGCCAUUUCACUACUGUAUGAUAUUUCUGGCCUCUACAUCCUGCUCUUGAUCUGAACAUAUUCCAUUUUCUGUGCCCCCAGCUUUUAAAUAAAAAUAAACAUGAAUUUUAA